AUGUUUACUAUCAAAAUCACGUAUCGAGGGCUGACUCGAAGACACACCUUCCCAGACACCAAUACUUUCCCCAGUUACGACGAUAUCUCCACCCAACCUUCUCGCAUCUUAAUCGGCAAGGAAGUUCACAACGCGUACGAGUAUAACAAGUGCAUUCGCCAGUUCAGGAAUCGUUCUUGGCCCCAUGCUAUGCUGAGAUUCACAAUCAUAGACGUGUCCUCUCGCGUUGCUGAAACUACUUCCUUGCCGACGACGAGCACAAUCUAUACUCGGUUCCCUCCUGUCGGCCCUCGAGUGGCAUUCUCCUCUGCGAACGCCAUUGAAAGUCAGACUAAUGCAAUGGACGUCGAUUCCACCCCCGCACCCUCGGCAACCCGCAGUGUCUCUAUGAGACAAACUAGGCCGCAGCCUGUUCGACCGGCUGCGCAGCGCAGGGCAUCAGAUGUUGCUUGUUGCUCGGCUAAAAGUGCCAACGAGGACAUGCGCGUCAUCUUGACCGAGUUUAAAGACAUUGUCGACAGCGCGUUAGCCACCAAUCUCUCCAUGAUGACAAAUGGCUCCAAUACUGCUAAUGAGGCACCGCCUCCGUCGUGUGAUUCGUGCCAUAUCGUCGACAAGCCUGCUGGCUUCUGUUUGAGCAACAUGGGGACACAUCAGAUGAAGUUAGCUAGCGCAUCAGACGCUCGAGGAUCUAAUCUACCCAUUCCUCAUCUUCCAACACCAUGGGAUAGAUUCAUGACAGGGCCACCUAGUUCAUCAACCCCGCAAUCAUCUUCUCCAUCCAAUACCACUCCACAAGUUCCUGUAGACUCUUCGAAUCCUACACCUGUGGUUCAUGUAGGUAUUAUAUGUGAUGUUUGCAACAAGGUCGUUGAAGGUGUUCGCCACAAAUGCCUCGAUUGUCCCGACUAUGAUUUAUGCGAUUCGUGCAUUGGAAAUGGUGCCGCUGAAGCGCACAACCCUUUCCACGAGUUCUUUGACAUACUGGAACCAGGCAGGGUUAUUGUCCAUACAGUCUUCAACGGUGAUAGCGACAGAGAGACAGCAAGGCCGUCUCAAAGGCGGUCAUCAGCAUCAGCAUCCGUUCCUGCCCCCGAGCCCGCUGCGCCUUCAUCUCCGGCUGUCCACCCUGCCACUUGUGACCUCUGCGAAUCGCGAAUCAUUGGCAAUCGUUAUACUUCGAUGCUUGCGACUCCUGUUUCAGCAUUACACCGGAGCAACAUCCUCGACAUGCUUUUGCCCGACUUCAAACCCCUGAAGAUUAUGUCCGUGCGCGCAAUGUCACUAACCCAAUGCAUUACGCUACUUGUGAUGGCUGUAACAAACCAAUUUAUGGUUGCAGAUUCAAGCUGUGAAGCGCUGCCAAUUCCAGUCCACCCCCCUUUGCACCCUAUGUUGAAGAUGAGGCUGCCAGAAUCUGUGAUUCCGACAGUCUACAGAGUCGGUGAAAGGCAGGUAAUCCCUGAGACUACGCCACGAGUCGUCACACAAGUGAAGACUCCUGUCGCUGAGUCCCCUGCCUCAAAGCCAACGGUGCCACCCAAGUCUCCAGUGCCUGUCCCUACGGAACCAUUGGUUAACCCUUUCCUUCAUGACGACGAGCGAGUCAAGACUCCAACACCUUCUGCAAAGCCCUCUUCACCUAUCAAGGCAUCCCCAGCUAAACCUCCACCUGUACCACCGAAGCCGGAAAUGAUCUCACAUGCAUCAUGGGCCUCGAUUCCUGGGUUCUUCGGGUCCUCUGCACAAUGGGAAAUCAGACCUCCACACCCGUAUGAACAUUAUCCACCAGUGUCGGAUAACCUUGGUGAUAUCUUCCAACCCAAGGCUUCAUUGGGCAACCCUUUCGCAGACAUUCCUCUCUUGAAUGUCUCAACGAUUUCGGCUGCACCGACCUUUGGUCCAGUCCCAAAGACCACGCCGAACUUGCCACCUGUUGCAUCAUCAGAAAUUACUUUGCCCACUGUACCGAAUCAUACACCGAUGAACCCAUGGCCUACAACCAAUGCGGCAGAACGUCAGGAGCUUUUGCAGCUCAUUGCCAAUGCUUCAGGAUCCCAUGGCCCGCCCGUCGUCCCUGCAGAGCAAACUGCUAAACCACUUACGCCGCCUGCACCGCCUGUCGAGCACCUUGUUUCUAUCCAUGAAAUCUCUGACAGUAAUCCUGAGCCUUCUUCCAAGUCCGAAAAAUCACAGACUGUAUCUCCGCGCGACUUUUCUAACCUUUCGUUGUCACAUUUGUUGCAUGACCUUGAGGACCGAGUCGCUUCUUUGAAAGCCAAUAGUGACGUUGACGAAGAUAAGCUUCCUAGCGUCACAGGGUCAUCUCUAUCGGAGGAGGCUCUCCUCAAACGACCAACUUCAGAACCCUCGAUGUCUAAUAACACACUCUCGUAUCCUCCCUCUCUUGCGCACUUGAUCGCUGAACUGCCCACCCUUGUUCCCAAGGCAGCUGAUGUUCUUCCUCCAUCAUCACUAACAACCGAUGCAAAGGAAGCCACUCUCCCUCUUGUCCCUUUGAGUGCAUCUUUCAUCGAAGACGUGACGGUGCCAGAUGGUCAAGUGUUCCCUCCUGGCGCAGAGUUCGUGAAAUGCUGGCGGCUGCGCAAUGAUAGCACCCGAGACUGGCCGGAGUCGACACAGUUGGUAUUUGUUGCUGGAGAAUCGCUGGCGACCCAGAAAGGCGAGUUGGCUGUUGAGUUGGGUAAGGUUGAAGCCGGUAAGGAAAUUGAUGUGUGGACGGGAGAAUUAAAGGCUCCCGAAGGUCCUGGGCGAUACGUAGGUUAUUGGAGAUUGAAAGCUAACGGUGAAUUAUUUGGAAGUAGCUUAUGGAUUGAAAUCAAUGUAGUGGAAGCGGACCACCACUCUUCCGACGAGUCUUCUAUGGCGGCUUCCUCUGUUAUCAUGCCGCAGUCGUCAGCAAUCGCCCAGGAUGGUGCAAGCCGCCAAGCUGUUUCUUCUACCGUACAAUCCGCCGCUGGGGAUACGUCCACCAUUUCCACUGAGGAUGACCUCUCCGAUGCUGGCUCUGACAUUUCGUUGAUCAGCAUGCCAUCCUCGCCAUCUGACGAUGAGGACGAAGGACUCUUCCACGAUAGCCGUUCGUUCAUCACUGCCGAGUCCGCCGCCGCCGCUUCUGUGGUCGCCUCUUCUUCUAGGACUCGCAGUGUUCAGAACUCUCGUCUCUCAUCGGCUAUGGAUUAUGUACUCCUGUACGACGAUACAUCUUCUUCCGAGGAUUGA
Messenger RNA from Psilocybe cubensis, 3243 nucleotides. RefSeq lists its product as uncharacterized. The transcript has 12 exons. Gene Ontology annotation, molecular function: zinc ion binding. Lineage: Eukaryota; Fungi; Basidiomycota; Agaricomycetes; Agaricales; Agrocybaceae. The record is from RefSeq and is a predicted model, not a curated record. The coding region runs from base 1 to 3243 and encodes 1080 amino acids.